AUGGUGUAUACAAAGGUUUUUGGAGGUGAACUUCCUGAAAGAAGGCAUGAGGACGGUGGUGGUGAUCAUGUGAGGGGGAUUGUUGCAGCAGGUCUUACACAAUACCGAGCUUAUUCCACCGAUGAAGUGAUGGCAUUACUUCAACAAGGAAAUCAGAACAGAACCACAGAAUCAACCCGUGCUAAUGAAACAUCUUCACGCUCCCAUGCUAUUUUGCAGGUUGUGGUUGAGUACCAAGUUAGAGAUGCUGCAAUGAAUAUUAUUAAAAAAAUGGGCAAGCUCUCAGCUAUUGAUCUUGCAGGUUCAGAGAGAGCUCUUGCCACGGAUCAAAGAACAGUUAGAUCUCUUGAGGGUGCCAAUCAGUACAAACUGCAACGAAUUGAAGAGUCGAAGCUAUCGUUUUCGGUCACCAGUACAAACUGCAAAGAAACGAGCUUUUGGGACAUAACUACUGCCAACAGCCCAUCAGUUACCACAUUGAAUGGGAGAAAAACUAGAAGUCAUGUCAUUUCUGAAACUACAGCACAUCCAUCUGUGCUUCUUCAGGUCUCGUGUUUUUUAUUCUCCUGA
Messenger RNA from Glycine soja, 570 nucleotides. Its product is annotated as kinesin-like protein KIN-8A. Gene Ontology annotation, molecular function: microtubule motor activity; ATP binding; microtubule binding. The transcript has 4 exons. The record is from RefSeq and is a predicted model, not a curated record. The coding region runs from base 1 to 570 and encodes 189 amino acids. NCBI's taxonomy places the organism in Eukaryota, Viridiplantae, Streptophyta, Magnoliopsida, Fabales, Fabaceae. Gene Ontology annotation, biological process: microtubule-based movement.